AUCCACUGUGGGAGGCACGUUUACCUUGACUUUUGGUUUGUAAGAGCAACUGACAGUGCUCAAUAGAUGUGGACCACGGAGAUACAGUAAUGGAUUAUUUACAAGAAGAACGAGAAAGAGGAAUAACUAUCAAUGCUGCGGCAAUUAGUUUUCAGUGGAAAGGUUACUUUAUGAAUUUGAUUGACACUCCUGGUCAUGUGGAUUUCACUAUGGAAGUUGAACGCUCUCUUCGGGUUUUGGAUGGUGCCAUUAUUGUAUUAGAUGCAGUUGCUGGUGUCCAGGCUCACACAGAAAAUGUUUGGAAGCAAGCCGUUCGUUAUCAUUUACCUGUUAUCGUAUUUGUAAACAAGAUGGAUCGCAUAGGUGCCCAUUUUGGAAAAGCUUCUCAAAGCUUAAAGAAACUUGAAGCAAUUCCUAUACACUUGCAGACUCCAAUUAUUCUGAAUAACGAGUUUCAAGGUUUAGUUGAUCUUGUACGAAUGCAUGCAAUUACUUAUCAAGAUGAGUUGGGAAAGGAACUUCUUUCCAUUCCUUGGAACCAAUGGAACGAAACCAUUGAACGACAUCCAAAUGACUUGAAGCAACUACAUGAACAAGUAACUAAAGAAAGAAAGUAUUUGUUGGAAACGUUAGCUGACCAUGAUGAUAUAUUUAUGGACAUCUAUCUACAACAUCUUGAACAGCCUAAUAAGAACCCGUUGUCAGAGGAAGCUAUCCAAAAGGCUAUACGCAGAGUUACUUUGCAACGAAAAUUGGUACCCGUCUUAUGUGGAGCUUCUUUAAGAAAUCGAGGUGUACAAUGUCUUUUGGAUGCAGUCGUAUCCUAUCUUCCUUCUCCUAUGGAAAGACCUUCCAUAGUUGGCAUUAAUCAACAAGGAAAGAGGAUAGAAAGAGUUUGUUCUCAAAAUGGUCCCUUCCUUGCUUUAGCGUUCAAAGUGACUUUUGACUUGCAUCGAGGACCACUUGUGUUUCUAAGAGUGUUUUCAGGUAGAAAACGAGCAAAAACAGUUGUGAAGAACGUAAAUCAACAGCAGAAUGAAACUCCAAGUAGUUACCUUUUGAUAUCUGCAGAUGAUGUUUCCAUUCAAGUUCCAGAAAUUGUUGCUGGUGGAGUAUAUGCUGCUGUGGGACUGAAAGAGACUGCUAGUGGAGAUACUCUAGUCGAUAUUCAUGAUGAAGAUGCCUUGCUAUUACAAGGUAUGCAUGUUCCGUCACCAGUUUUCUAUGUUUCCGUGGAAGCAGAGUCGACCAGACAUGAAAGAGCAUUACAAGAAGCAUUGAAAAUAUUGACGAGAGAGGAUCCUUCUCUGGCUUUCAGAUUGGAUGAAAAUACUGGUCAGACUGUGCUUGGUGGUCUUGGUGAACUUCAUUUGGAAAUUGUCAAGCACCGACUAAUAAGAGACCUCAAAGUUCCCGCAGUCAUUGGUCCUCCAAAAGUAGCAUUUCGAGAAACAAUUACAGAAAGUGUCACGCAUAAAUGUAUUUACAACAAACAUUUUGGAGGUCAACAUUUGUAUGCAGAGAUAUGUCUUAGUAUGGAACCGUUAGAAAGAGGUCAAGGCAACAUGUUUUCUAUUGGAAGCAAAUUGAGAAAGCAAUUGUUAUCUGAAGGCUCCUUGAAGGAACAUGAAAUGGAACAAAUACUACAACGGAAUAAUAACCAGAAAAAGAAAUCCAAGAAAUCAGGCUCAUCAUCACAUUUAGAACAGUCGAUUUUGGAAGUAGUGAUGGAAGGUUUUGAAAAUUCCCUUACUAGAGGAAUAUUAUCUGCCAAGCAAGUAGUAGAUGUUCAUGUUACUUUGUUAGAAAUGAAGCCUUAUUCAUCCUCAGAAAUGAAUGCUCUCACCUCUUUACGUGCUUGUGCCGUACAUUCCAUUCAAGAAACUUUAUUUCAAGCAAAACCUCGUUUAUUGGAGCCCGUUAUGAGAGUUGUGAUUCAUUUGCCUAGUCAAUAUGUUGGAGCCGUUAUUGCAGAUCUUACUGGUAACAUUAGACGCGGUUCUGUAGUUUCUCUUACAAAUGAAGAAAAUUCAUUCUAUGAGAAUUCAGAGCACUUGAACAAAGUUAUCGAUGCUCGUGUUCCAUUGAGAAGCCUGUUAGGUUACUCUACUGAUAUUCGAACGAUAACUCAAGGAAAUGCCUCCUUCACGAUGGACUUGUACGGUUAUGAUUUUCCUUCCCAUGAAGCAGAAAUGGAGGUAUUAAAAGAGGAAGGCUUUAUGGGAUCUUUAUAGUCCAAAUCCAGUCAUCCAAUGCAUCCA
Messenger RNA from Galdieria sulphuraria, 2261 nucleotides. Its product is annotated as elongation factor EF-G. The transcript has a single exon. Gene Ontology annotation, cellular component: mitochondrion. Gene Ontology annotation, molecular function: GTPase activity; translation elongation factor activity; GTP binding. NCBI's taxonomy places the organism in Eukaryota, Rhodophyta, Bangiophyceae, Galdieriales, Galdieriaceae. The record is from RefSeq and is a predicted model, not a curated record. Bases 90 to 2234 code for a protein of 714 amino acids. Gene Ontology annotation, biological process: ribosome disassembly; mitochondrial translation.